Phytophthora infestans T30-4 is the source of this 2187-nucleotide messenger RNA. RefSeq names its product heat shock protein 75 kDa, mitochondrial precursor. Lineage: Eukaryota; Oomycota; Peronosporomycetes; Peronosporales; Peronosporaceae. Bases 1 to 2070 code for a protein of 689 amino acids. The record is from RefSeq and is a predicted model, not a curated record. Gene Ontology annotation, biological process: protein folding. The transcript is spliced from 7 exons. Gene Ontology annotation, molecular function: ATP-dependent protein folding chaperone; protein kinase binding; ATP binding. Gene Ontology annotation, cellular component: mitochondrial inner membrane.
AUGAUGCGAUCCGCUGCGCAACACGUUGCUCGCCGCGCAAGCACCUCGGCUGCGGCCAGUGGACGUCGCACCGCGACGCGCUCCGCAGUCCUGCGCUGCAUUGCUCCGAGUUCGCGUCUUGUACAGCGCGGCGCCAAGUUCGCUCCGUCCGCGCAGCACCUCAGCGCUUGCUUCAGCACCAGCGCUGCGGACGACACAGCUGCAGCGGACCGCCACGAGUUCCAGGCUGAGACGCGCCAGCUUCUGGAUAUUGUGACGCACUCCAUCUACACGGACAAGGAAGUUUUUAUCCGCGAACUCAUCUCCAACGCCUCGGAUGCCUUGGAGAAGCUGCGUCACUUGCAGUCGACUGGAGAGUCCAUCCAGGACGCUGAGCUGGAGCCCAUGAUCGUCAUCACCACGGACGAGAAGGCCGGCACACUGACGAUCGCGGAUACCGGUGUGGGUAUGUCAAAGGACGAGCUUAUCGAGAACCUAGGUACGAUUGCUCGCUCCGGCUCAAAAGCGUUCCUGGAGCAGCUAAAGGAGAGCUCUCCCGGUGAGUCCGGAGAUGCAUUGGGUGGCAUCAUCGGUAAGUUUGGAGUAGGAUUCUACUCCGCAUUCAUGGUUGCCGACAAAGUGGAGGUGUACUCACAGUCGGCGGUCUCUGGCCGUCAGAGCCACCUGUGGCGCUCGGAUGGUAGUGGAUCGUACGAGGUUGCCGAGGCGGACGAUGUGACGCGCGGCAGUAAGAUCGUGAUCCACCUGAAGGAUUCUUGCAAGGAGUUUGGCACGAAGUCCAAGGUGGAGUCCAUCAUCCGUCGCUACUCGAACUUCGUGUCGUUCCCGAUUGUUCUGGAUGGCGACACGGUGAACACGGUGCAGGCUCUUUGGACCAAGAGCGAGAGCGAAGUCACGGACGAGGAAUACACGGAGUUCUAUAAGUUUAUUGCCAACGCGUUUGACGAGCCGGCGUACCGCGUCAUCUUCAAGGCGGAUGCGCCAAUUGAGUUGAAGACUCUCUUCUUCAUUGGAACAUCGCACACCGAGAAGUUCGGCUACUCUCGCUUGGAGCCGGGUGUGAGCUUGUACUCGCGUAAGGUUCUCAUUGAGCGCAACUCGCCCGACAUUCUCCCAGACUGGAUGCGCUUCGUGCGUGGCGUCGUUGACAGUGAGGAUCUCCCUCUCAGUCUUUCGCGUGAAAAGAUGCAGGACAGCCGUCUGAUCCACAAGAUUCGUGACGUUCUCACGAGAAGAAUUAUCCGCUUCCUGGAGCGUGAGUCCACCAAGGAACCAGAAAAGUUCGAGAAGUUCUUUAAGGAAUUUGGACAGUUCGUGAAGGAGGGUAUCUGCACGGACUUCGCCAACAAAGACGCUCUGGCGAAGCUUCUGCGCUACGAAUCAAGCCAGGUGGACGAAGGUAAGCUGACGACUCUCGAUGAGUACGUGUCACGCUGCCCACCGGACCAGAACGAGAUCUACUACCUCUGCGCUCCUACUCGGGCUAUUGCGGAGUCUUCGCCGUACUUCGAGGCCUUCAAGAAAAUGAACAAGGAGGUUUUGUUCGUCUACAGUCCCAUCGAUGACUUCGUGAUGACGAACAUUGCCGAGUUCAACGGUCGUAAGGUUAUCUCCGCAGAGCACGCUAAGGUUGACGUCGUCAGUGACGACAAUGCGUCCGGAAAGAAGCUGUCGAAGGAUGAGCAGGACCUUUUCGGUGCUUGGCUGAAGCUGACUCUCGAGGACAACGUGAAGGAAGUCAAGUUCACAUCCCGUCUGACUGACUCGCCUGCUAUCAUCGUGGAUCACGAGUCGGCCUCGAUUCGCAAGAUGAUGCAAAUGGUUAACGACCGCGCAGGUCAGGACAUGAGUGGCCUCUCCAAGAACGUGAUGGAGAUCAAUCUGAACCACAGCAUUAUUGUGGACUUAAACGCGCUGCGGGAAGUCAACGAUGCCCUCGCCAAGAAGGUGGCCCGUCAGAUCUAUACCAACGCGACGGUGGCCGCUGGUCUUGUGGAGGACGGCCGCACGAUUCUUGGUGGCCUGAAUGAAAUCCUUGCUGAGCUCCUGGAGCAGAGCCUGCAGAAGUAGAGCGAUCGACCGGGGAACGAGGUGUGGAUCUAGCAAGUGCUGCGUCCGUCAGGAUGCUUGCAACCUAGCUGGGCUUUAGAUGCUUCCGCAAUGCAAUGGAAAACAUUUCGUCCAAAA